This is a messenger RNA of Melospiza melodia melodia, 8410 nucleotides long. RefSeq names its product sodium channel protein type 2 subunit alpha-like. The coding region runs from base 48 to 6029 and encodes 1993 amino acids. Gene Ontology annotation, molecular function: protein binding; voltage-gated sodium channel activity. NCBI's taxonomy places the organism in Eukaryota, Metazoa, Chordata, Aves, Passeriformes, Passerellidae. Gene Ontology annotation, cellular component: axon; voltage-gated sodium channel complex; plasma membrane. The record is from RefSeq and is a predicted model, not a curated record. Gene Ontology annotation, biological process: neuronal action potential; sodium ion transmembrane transport; membrane depolarization during action potential. The transcript has 26 exons.
UUCUUACACAAGAGCCUAAAAGCAUUUAAAACUUGCAGAAUGAGAAGAUGGCGCAGGCAAUGCUGGUACCACCAGGCCCUGACAGCUUCUUCUAUUUCACUGAAGAAUCUCUUGCAGCCAUUGAAAAACGUAUUGCUGAUGAAAAAUUUCAUUGCCACCAAGAGGAGCCUGCAGAUGAUGCUGGUCAUGAAGCAGAUCACCUAGAGCCAAAUAAUGACUUAGAGGCAGGAAAGACGCUGCCAUUUAUUUAUGGUGAUAUUCCUCCAGGAAUGGUGUGUGAACCCCUGGAGGACCUGGACCCAUAUUACAUCAAUAAAAAAACAUUUAUAGUACUGGAUAAAGCGAAGACAAUCCACAGGUUCAGUGCCACACCUGCCUUGUACCUUUUAUCUCCUUUCAAUAUCACUAGAAGACUAGCUAUUAAGAUUUUGGUUCAUUCAUUGUUCAACAAGGUCAUUAUGCUCACUAUUUUGGCAAAUUGUGUAUUAAUGACAUGGAGAAAUCUUCCAGAAUGGGCAAAAUAUGUAGAGUACACUUUCACUGGAAUUUAUACUUUUGAAUUUCUAGUAAAAGUCUUUGCAAGAGGCUUCUGUAUAAAUGAUUUUACGUGCCUUCGUGACCCCUGGAACUGGCUUGAUUUUGUUGUCAUUUCCUUUGCGUAUAUAACAGAAUUUGUAAACCUAGGCAAUCUUUCAGCUCUUCGAACUUUCAGAGUAUUGAGAGCUUUGAAAACUAUUUCUGUAAUUCCAGGCCUGAAGACUAUUGUUGGAGCCUUAAUUCAGUCUGUGAAGAAGCUCUCGGAUGUGAUGAUCCUGACUGUGUUUUGCCUGAGUGUAUUUGCACUGAUAGGACUGCAGCUGUUCAUGGGCAACUUGAAGAAUAAAUGCCUGUUCUGGCCAUCAAAAAAUUCAACAGCCUUUGAAACACAUGUAGUUCCAUACUUUAAUGAUACAGAAUUGAACUGGGAUGCAUACAUUAAUGACGAAAGUCAUUUCUACCGCCCAGAAGGAGCAACGGAUUUUCUGCUUUGUGGCAAUAGCUCAGAUGCAGGUAAAUGCCCAGAAGAGUUUAUCUGUGUGAAAGCUGGUAAAAACCCCAACUAUGGAUAUACUAGCUUUGACACAUUCAGUUGGGCUUUCUUGUCACUGUUUCGACUGAUGACACAGGACUAUUGGGAAAAUCUUUAUCAGUUGACACUGCGAGCUGUUGGCAAAUCAUACAUGAUAUUUUUUGUUGUGGUGAUUUUUCUGGGUUCCUUCUAUUUGAUUAACUUGAUCUUGGCUGUGGUUGCCAUGGCCUAUGAAGAACAAAAUCAAGCAACUCUUGUUGAAGCAGAGCAGAGGGAGGCAGACUUUAAACUGAAGCUUGAACAACUGCGGAAGCAGCAAGAAGAAGCUCAGGCAAUAGCAGCAGCUGCAGCAGAGAUGACUGAGUACAGCUGUGAAAGUGGGAAUGCUGCACCCUCAGAUAGUUCUUCAGAUGCAUCCAAGCUUAGUUCAAAAAGUGCCAAAGAAAGGAGAAAUAGAAGGAAGAAAAGGAGGCAGAGAGAGCUCUCUGGAGAAGAGGAUGACAUGAAGGAUGAAAAGCUUCCAAAAUCUGAAUCAGAUGGCAGUAUCAAAAAGAAAGGUUUCCGUUUUUCUUUUGAUGGGAACAGACUAACUUAUGGGAAGCCAUUUAUAUCAUCCCACCAGUCUUUGCUGAGUGUUCAUGGCUCCCUGUUUUCUCCCAGGCCUAGUAGCAGAACAAGUCUGUUCAGUUUUAGAGGCGAUGGACGAGAGAGAGGCUCAGAAAAUGAGUUUGCUGACGAUGAGCACAGCACAUUUGAGGAUAACUCGAGCAGGAGAGGGUCUCUGUUUCUGCCGCGCAGGCACGCAGAGCGGCGCAGCAGCAACAUCAGCCAGGCCAGUGGGUCAUCCCGAAGGCUGACAGUCUUCCCAGUGAAUGGGAAGAUGCACAGCACUGUGGAUUGCAAUGGAGUGGUUUCCUUGGUGGAUGGACCACCAGGUCUGUUGUCUCCUACUGGACAACUUCUGCCAGAAGUGAUAAUAGAUAAACCAUCGACUGAUGGCAAUAGCACUACCACAGAAAUAGGAAUGAAAAACAGACGUACAAGUUCGUAUCAAAUACCAAUGGAGUUGCUGGAGGAUCCCGAUUUAAGGGAAAGGGCCAUGAGUCUAGCUGAUGUUAUCACAAACAGAAUGGAAGAACUUGAAGGAUCCAGACAAAAAUGUCCACCUUGCUGGGAUAAGUUUGCCCAUACUUUCUUGAUUUGGGAUUGUUGUGAGCCCUGGUUAAAAGUGAAGAGUAUAGUUGAAUUUAUUGUAAUGGAUCCAUUUGUUGAUCUGGCUGUUACUGUUUGCAUAGUUUUAAACACAUUAUUUAUGGCCAUGGAACAUUAUCCAAUGACUAACCAGUUUGAGACUGUACUUACAGUAGGAAAUCUGGUUUUUACUGGAAUUUUUGCAGCAGAAAUGGUUCUCAAGAUAAUUGCCAUGCAUCCUUUUAAUUAUUUCCAAGUUGGCUGGAAUAUUUUUGAUAGUUUUAUAGUUACUCUUAGUUUGGUGGAGCUUUUUUUGUCAAACGUGGAUGGAUUAUCCGUUCUCCGGUCAUUCCGAUUGUUGCGAGUUUUCAAAUUGGCAAAAUCUUGGCCAACUCUAAAUAUGCUGAUAAAGAUUAUUGGCAACUCAGUGGGGGCUCUGGGGAACCUGACCCUGGUGCUGGCCAUCAUUGUGUUCAUUUUCGCUGUGGUUGGGAUGCAGCUCUUUGGGAAGAGCUACAAGGAGUGCGUCUGCAAGAUCUCCAGUGACUGUGUGCUCCCUCGCUGGCACAUGCACGACUUUUUCCACUCUUUCCUGAUUGUGUUCCGAGUGCUGUGUGGGGAAUGGAUAGAAACCAUGUGGGACUGCAUGGAGGUUGCAGGCCAAGCCAUGUGCCUUAUUGUUUUCAUGAUGGUCAUGGUGAUUGGAAACCUAGUGGUAUUGAAUCUUUUUCUGGCCUUGCUGCUGAGUUCAUUUAGUUCAGACAACCUUGCUGCUACAGACGAUGAUAAUGAAAUGAACAACUUGCAGAUUGCUGUGGCAAGGAUUCAGAGGGGAAUAGAUUAUGUGAAGAAAAAAGCAGGUGAAUGCAUCCGAAGGCCUUGUUUGGGAAAACAAGCUGCUGUAAAUCAAAAAACAGCAACAGAUCAGAAUGAUGAGAGAAACCAUUGCAUUCCCAACUGUACUGGCACUGAACAAAGGAUAGAUAAAAAUUACGGCAAAACUGAAAAUGGAAUGGCCACUGUUAUAGGUGACAAUGAUUAUGCACCAUUCAUAACCAACCCAAGCCUUACUGUUACGGUACCAAUAGCUGUUGGAGAGUCUGAUUUUGAACGUCUGAAUACAGAAGAGUUUAGCAGUGACUCAGAUUUGGAUGAAAGCAAGGAGAAGCUAGAUUUUUCCAGCUCAUCAGAAGGAAGUACAGUUAAUUUAACUGUCUUUGGAGAAGAAAAAAGUGAAAGUGAACCAGAAAAAGCAUCAGAAAUACAAGCAUGCUUUACAGAAGGCUGUGUACGGAAGUUUAAAUGCUGUAGAGGCAGUACAGAGAGCACAAGAGGGAGAAUCUGGUGGAACCUUCGAAAAACCUGUUACAACAUAGUAGAGCACAACUGGUUUGAAUCAUUCAUUGUCUUCAUGAUUCUUCUCAGCAGCGGUGCUCUGGCUUUUGAAGAUAUAUAUAUUGAACAGCGCAAGACCAUAAGAGUCCUGCUGGACUAUGCUGAUAAAAUCUUUACUUACAUCUUUAUUCUGGAAAUGGUGCUAAAAUGGGUGGCCUAUGGUUUUCAGACUUACUUCACUAAUGCUUGGUGCUGGCUGGACUUCCUGAUUGUUGAUGUCUCAUUGGUUAGCUUAGUAGCUACUGCCCUUGGUUUCUCAGAAUUUGGUGCAAUUAAAUCUCUCCGAACAUUAAGAGCUUUGAGACCUCUAAGAGCUUUGUCACGCUUUGAAGGCAUGAGGGUGGUUGUGAAUGCUCUUACUGGAGCAAUCCCAUCCAUCAUGAACGUACUUCUGGUGUGUCUUACAUUCUGGCUAAUUUUCAGCAUCAUGGGAGUAAAUUUGUUUGCUGGCAAGUUCUAUCACUGUGUUAACACCACAGAUAAAGAGAUGCUCACACCAGAACAAGUCAGUAAUAAAAGUAUGUGUGAAGAUAUGAACAGGACUACUGGAAAUGUUCGGUGGAAAAAUGUGAAAGUAAACUUUGAUAAUGUUGCAAUUGGUUAUCUUUCUCUGCUUCAAGUGGCAACAUUUAAAGGAUGGAUGGAGAUUAUGUAUGCUGCAGUUGAUUCUACAGAAGUAGAGAAACAGCCCAAGUAUGAACACAACCUGUACAUGUACCUUUACUUUGUGGCCUUUAUCGUUUUUGGAUCAUUUUUCACCCUAAACUUAUUCAUUGGUGUCAUCAUAGAUAACUUCAACCAACAAAAAAAGAAGCUUGGAGGCCAAGACAUUUUCAUGACUGAAGAGCAAAAGAAAUACUACAAUGCAAUGAAGAAGCUGGGCUCCAAGAAACCACAAAAACCUAUACCUCGACCAAUGAACAAAUUGCAAGGUCUGGUGUUUGAUAUUGUAACCAAGCAACUAUUUGACAUCAUCAUUAUGGUUCUAAUCUGCCUUAACAUGAUCACAAUGAUGAUAGAAACAGAUGACCAGUCUGAACUGAUGCAAAAUAUUUUAUAUUGGAUUAACUUGGUCUUUGUUGUCCUUUUCACUGGUGAAUGUGUCUUCAAAAUAUUUUCACUCCGUUAUUAUUACUUCACCAUUGGCUGGAAUAUUUUUGAUUUUGUGGUUGUUAUUCUUUCAAUAAUAGGUAUGUUUCUAGCUGAGGUGAUAGAAAAGUACUUUGUGUCACCCACUUUGUUCCGAGUUGUACGGCUUGCCAGGAUCGGUCGAAUCCUGCGCCUCAUUAAAGGCGCUAAGGGAAUCCGCACUCUGCUUUUUGCUUUGAUGAUGUCUCUCCCUGCCUUGUUCAACAUUGGGCUGCUGCUCUUCCUGGUCAUGUUCAUCUAUGCCAUAUUUGGCAUGUCCAACUUUGCCUACGUCAAGAAGGAAGAUGGGAUUGAUGACAUGUUCAACUUUGAAACGUUUGGCAACAGCAUGAUCUGCCUGUUCCAGAUCACCACGUCCGCUGGCUGGAAUAAUUUGCUCAACCCAAUUCUCAACAGUGGGGAGCCAGACUGUGACCCCCAUAAAGAUCAUCCAGGGAGCUCUGUGAAAGGUGACUGUGGCAACCCUUCUGUUGGGAUUUUCUUCUUUGUCAGCUACAUUAUCAUAUCCUUUCUGGUAGUGGUGAACAUGUACAUUGCUGUGAUUUUGGAGAACUUCAGUGUUGCUACUGAAGAAAGCGCUGAACCCUUGGGUGAGGAUGACUUUGAGAUGUUUUAUGAGGUUUGGGAAAAAUAUGAUCCUGGUGCAACACAAUUCAUAGAAUACAGCAAACUGUCUGAUUUUGCAGCUUCUCUAGAUCCUCCUCUUAAUAUACCAAAACCAAACACAAUUCAUCUCAUUGCAAUGGAUCUACCUGUGGUGAGCGGUGACAGAAUUCACUGCCUUGACAUCUUGUUUGCUUUCACAAAGCGUGUUUUGGGGGAAAGUGGGGAGAUGGACACCCUCAGAAUACAGAUGGAAGAUCGGUUUAUGGCAUCCAAUCCUUCUAAAGCUUCCUAUGAACCAAUUACAACCACACUGAAACGAAAGCAGGAAGAAGUUUCUGCCACUAUCAUUCAGCGUGCUUACAGACGUCAUCUUCUGAGACAGUCAGUAAAGAAGCUUUCAUUUAUGUAUCAGAAGGAUGGGGGUGAUCAGCUUAUCAAAAAGGAUGUGAUUGUUGGUAAGCUGAGUGAAAAUUCGUCUCCAGAGAAAAUGAAUAUGUCUGCAUCCACCACAGCUCCGCCUUCUUAUGAUAGUGUAACAAAACCAGAAAAAGAAAAAUAUGAAGAUGACAAAUCAGAAAAGGAAGACAAAGGAAAAGACAGAAGAGGAAACAAAAAAUAAAAGGCACUUUUAUCCAUGAUGAAUGUUUGCAAGCUUGAAAAUAUGUUUUUGUCAGUAGCACUCUUACUGGAGGAUUAUGCCAAAAUUAUAAGUUUUUACAUAUUUACCCACUACUGCAGACAGUGCCUGUCCAAGAAAAUGAUCCAUCACUAGUAAACCCUUGGUGGCAACAGGGAAACAAACUUGCAGAACAAUAGUUUUGAUUAUCAGCUGUUACUAAUUGAGAGGAGACACAAAAUUUCUACUUGGAAUAUAGGAACCCUUAAGGGGUCCUAAUAAGGCUGUAUUUUUGUGGAGUAAGUGUAUCCACUGUGUACAUUUCAUCUCUUUUCUGUGUUCCACGUGUGUCAGUUCUUGUUCAUGAUUUCAUUUGCUUUAAUAACAUACUGCUUUAUUAGUUCUGCUGUGCUGAGAAAAAAAUCUAAAUACUCUUUAUUUCGAUAAACACUAAAUAAUACUCUUGUGUGCCGAGAAACACAAAUGUCAGGAAUAUGUAAUUGUGGCGUCAUAAUAUGAACAUAGUUCUCUUCAAGCCACUUCUAAAUGCAAAAAGCCAGAAUUCCAGAUUACUAAACCUCAGGGUGUAGAUCAAAGAAGCACCAAACUAUAAAAAAAGCCAAGAGUCUAGAUAAAGAAUUUGUCAGUAAAUCAAACAAGGGAAUAAUUCUCACAGAAAAGAGGUUGGUAACUUAGCCUUUAAGUUUCAUGUAUUUAUUUUUAUUACCUUUUAGUAGUUUUUAAUUUAUUGUACUGUCCAUUUCAGAUACAAAUAAAUGAUGCUACAUAGAGCUCCUGCUUGGAAAACUGUGAAACUACUAAAAAAAUUACUUUCAGUGUACAAGAUAGCUGAUAAUUCCUGAAACAUUAAAACAAUUUUUUUCACAGAAGAGCUUCAAAUGAAAAAUUCUGCCUAUAGGAAAUUAUAUCUAUUUUUUAAAUGGUAUGUUUGACCUUGUAGUAUCGUGAGUAGCUUCCAUACUUUAUUCCAAAGUCUGUUGCUACACUUCUCAUUUCUCAUGAGUGUAUCCCACUUAGGAAAAUAAAGCUAUGAGUAUAAGUUGAUAGCAGAGUACCUUUGGGGACUACCUUAAUAUGUACCUCAGAUUUCAUUUUCUCUACUUUGCAGGGAUGGAUCAUAGCAACACAAAAUAUGUGCAUGAAAGAGGUGGUUUUGACGCCCUCUUGGCAAUUUAGACAGGUUUCCACUGUAAUGUAACCUUCCAUAGAGAGCUGAGAUGACCAAAAAGAUGUAGUGAAAUCAGCUUUGUCCUGCACUGGGAUUUAGAUGAUUUUUUUUUGCAUUCAGGCUGGCAAUAUACAUGUAAGUAAAAUACCCUCUGUUAUUUAAUCAGUUGUUUUACACAGUGGUACCUUUUUGAACAAGGAGACAAUGACCUAAUUACCAUAUAUGUGUCAAAUAUGUACCCUAGUAAGUUAGCUUACAACAUUUCAGUAGAUAUUAUGAUAUAUUCUGUGAUACUUUAAAUAAUUGGAAGCUCUAACUGAUGCAUGCUUGCUGCUAUUAUCCUACAGCUGUUAAAGUUUAACAUGGGAAGAAAUGUGAAUGCUAAAAAGAAAAACUGUUUGACAAGACCGUCAUUCCUCAUACCAGUAAGCAAUAGUUUGCUGCUAUUAAAGAUUUUAUUUUGUGUGAGUGUUGUAAUCAGCAAAUAUGCAGUAAGGUAAUGGACUAUACAGGACAAAUAGAUGGCUUAAAAUAUGGGGCUAGAAGAAAAUUAUAAUGUAUAUUUAUUAUUUUUAUUUUAAGAAUAGUUUAUUUUAUAACAUUUUUUACUCAUUAUAGGAAAUUAUACAUAUUUUCCUGUUGUUAUUAAUAUUUAUUGCUGUCUGUCUUUGGCACUUUACUGUUCAGAAACAUAAUAUACAAUGUGUAAUGGAAAAUUUCUGCUAAUUGCUUUAAAUAGCUUUUAAUAAGGAAUAAUUUUAAAACAAAUGGACAGUACAAUUUUUUUUUUUCCUGAUCUGUUGGUAGGUCUUUUUAUGUGAAACAAGAUAGAAGGCCUUUUUUUAUGUUAUAAUCCUGUCUAUUGAUUUUCAGGGAUCUUAGUCAUAGGAACAUUGCUUUUUCCCCAGAGUUAAUAUCACACUGUCUGCUUUGCUUAUUGGUGCACACUGCAGUAGAAACACUUUAAAUAUAAUUUGUUAUUCAAAAAUCUUCCUUCAUGAGGAUGAAUAGUGAACUUGUGCAAUGGACAGUGAAACACUUUGCAUUUCUUAUAAAAGAACUAGAAUAUUGAUGGGCUCCUGCUUUUAUGGAAAUUAUUGGCUCGUAGUAUACUGAUGAACUGCAUGCAGGAAGUUGUUUUACCAAAAAUAACUACAUUGCUAACAACCCAAAAGAAUAAAGAUAACCUUUUUAU